This is a messenger RNA of Salvelinus fontinalis (brook trout), 525 nucleotides long. Its product is annotated as Golgi-associated RAB2B interactor protein 3-like. Lineage: Eukaryota; Metazoa; Chordata; Actinopteri; Salmoniformes; Salmonidae. The record is from RefSeq and is a predicted model, not a curated record. The transcript has 3 exons. The annotation marks the transcript as partial.
UGGGAUUCCUUUAUGAGGUGCAACCAAAACAGCUGUUAGACAUAGCAACAGGGAUAUUCUGGCAGGGUGUCUGUCUAGCAUUAGUUCUGAAUACUGUUGUGGUUUUGAUCACUAAGAUGGCUGUGACUUUUGGACUCUCUUUGAGUGUUUCUUGGAUUUGUUGCCUGCUAAUUGGAGGGAUAACGUGUUCUACCCUUCAAGGUAAUGCUUAUGGGCAUCCUGCCUCCACUGGACCUGAACCAACUGGAGCCCAUGCCCAAGCGAAUGUGGUGUCUGUUCCAAAUGCUAAAGUUACUGGCCACAAAAGCCCGGCAAAUGUGACGUCGGGUCGAAAUGCCACAUCUGAAGCAACUGCCACAUCUGAAGCGACUGCCAUCCGCGCCUCAGCCGAAGCGGCCGGCCCCCGCGCCUCAGCCGAAGCGGCCGGCCCCCGCGCCUCAGCCGAAGCGGCCGGCCCCCGCGCCUCAGCCGAAGCGGCCGGCCCCAGCGCCUCAGCCGAAGCGGCCGGCCCCCGCGCCUCAGCCG